Molecule: messenger RNA, 4238 nt
Organism: Bufo gargarizans (Asiatic toad)
Lineage: Eukaryota; Metazoa; Chordata; Amphibia; Anura; Bufonidae
Product: RRP12-like protein
Exons: 34
Coding region: 63-3923 (1286 amino acids)
Source: RefSeq, a predicted model, not a curated record
GUGAGCGCUGUGUGUUGGAGGCCGCACGUGGAUACGGCGUGGACAGGUAGCCCUCAGAAAUCAUGGGGAAGACGGGGAAGCUCCGCUCCGGUACCGCCGGGAAAGUAAAGCGCUGGAAGAAGGGACACAGCAGCGAAUCCAACCCACAGGCCAAGCGGCACCGGGAAGCUGCGAGAAGCCGGUUCUUCAGCCGCCCCUCAGGUAAAAGUGACCUGACGGUAGACGCGCUCAAGCUCCACAAUGAUCUCCAGUCCGGGACGUUCUCCAUACAGAAGAAACCUGAUGAAGACAUGGAGGAGGACGCCGAAAUGGGUGUGACAGAAAAGUCAGGUGCCACCUUCCUGAGUGGCUUGUCCGACUGCACCAAUGUUACUUUUGGCAAAGUGCAGAGGUACUGGGAGUCCAACUCGGCGGCUCAUAAAGAGAUCUGCGCUGUGCUGGCAGCUGUGACUGAAGUGAUCCGCUCCCAGGGAGGAAACGAGACAGAGACAGAAUACUUUGCAGCCCUGAUGACCACCCUGGAAGCAGUCGAGUCCUCAGAGUCUUUGGCUGCCGUUGCCUAUCUGCUCAAUCUGGUUAUGAAGAGGCUUCCAGGUCCGGUGCUGAUCAAGAAGUUUUCCGACACAUCCAAAGCUUUUAUGGACAUCUUGGCGUCCCAAACCAACACUGCCAGUGUCUCUGCUGUUAGAUGGAUCAUCUCUUGCCUGGCUGUAUUGCUACGCAAGCAGGACCUCUCUGUGUGGAGUUACCCGUCCACUCUGCAGGUGUACCAUGGGUUAUUGAGCUUCACUGUCCAUACAAAACCAAAGAUUCGCAAGGCUGCCCAACUUGGUGUAUGCUCCAUCUUAAAGGGCAGCGAGUUCAUGUUUUCCGAUUCGGCCCCCGCUCACCACCCAGCCGCAUCAUCCACAGCUAAAUUUUGUAUCCAGGAAAUUGAGAAGUCUGGAGGCAGCAAAGAAGCCACCACCACCCUGCACAUGCUGACCCUGCUGAAGGACGUGCUGCCGUGUUUCCCUGUCAGUUUAGUGAAGUCUUGUUGCGAGACCCUGCUGAAAGUCAUGACCCUGAGUCACGUGUUCAUCACCGCCUGUGCAAUGCAAGCUUUCCAUGCCCUCUUCAGCUCCAAGCCCAGCACCCAAGCACUGACUGCAGAGCUCAAUGCCCAGAUCAUCACGGCUCUGUAUGACUACCUGCCCAAUGAGAACGACUUGCAGCCCUUGCUUGCAUGGCUGGCGGUAAUGGAGCAAGCUCACGUAAACUUGUCUCGAUUGCAGAGUGACUUGUGUUUUGGUCACCUUUCUCGUCUUUUCUCUACGUCCAUGAAUUGCCUCCUGUCCCCCCACAAGCAGGUCGUGUCAGCAGCUGCUGGCACAUUGAAGUCUCUUCUUACAGAAUGUGUUGCGCCCCACAUUGCAGAGAUCGGAACGGUGUCUUCCUCUUCAGUAGCCGGACCUGCUGGGCACAUCUAUAAAAUGUUUAAGUUUGUGGAAGAAGGCCUCUCGUACAAAUUUCAUGCCUCCUGGGCCUUCGUCCUCCAGGUCAUGCAGACCUUUUUUGAGGUUGCUGGGAAGUUUUGCCACCCAAUUAUGAAGAAGUGUUUGCAGACGCUCGCUGACCUGCGGAUAUCUGCUCAUUUCCCUCAUACCGGAGAGCUGGAUCGUGCGGUGGGAGCGGCCGUGGAGAGCAUGGGACCCGAGGUGGUCCUGAGAGCCAUCCCGCUGCAAAUUGAUGGCACCGACAGGGACAACUCCGACUUCCCGCGCAGCUGGCUGGUGCCCGUGAUCCGGGACUACGUGAAGAACACGGAGCUGGAUUUCUUCGCAAGAUAUUUCCUGCCCCUGGCUGAAAAACUAAAGAAACGAGCCAGUGAACUUGCUGAGGCUGGGAGAAACCUCGAGGCCAAGAUCUAUGAGACACUACAGUGGCAAAUCUGGACAAUGUUACCGGGGUUCUGCAUCAGGCCCACAGAUGUUGCUGCCUGCUUCAAGAACAUUGCAAAGACUUUGGGAAUGAUCAUCUUAGACCAGCCAGACCGCCGUCUCACCGCCUGUCAAGCUCUGCGCACCUUAAUUAGCAAAGGAUGCGAAGCAGAGGCAGAUAAAGCUGAAGUGAGCCGACUAGCCAAAAAUUACCUUCCGAUAUUGUUCAACGUGUACAUUAAAGCACCUGCGCCAGGAGAGGGCGCCGCACACAAGGCGCCUGUGAUGGAAACCAUCCGUGCUUAUCUGACUGUGACAGACCAGCAGCUGGUCUGUGAUUUAUUAGCGAAAGCCAGUGCGAAGGUGGCGGAGAAGACGGAGGCCGAGAAGCUGUAUGUUCUGGAUCUCAUAUCAGCGAUGGCACCUAAUGCCGAUGAACCAUCAAUGACCAAGGUGUAUCAGACCAUCCUGCCAUUACUUGAGGAGAAAAACCACAGCAUGCAGAAAAAGGCAUACCGGAUCCUGGAGGAGAUCUGCGGAGGGGAGAGGUCCCCGUGCAAAGAUUUUGUCAGCAACAACUUGGAGGAGCUGAAGACCACUCUGCUGGGUUCUCUGAAGAGCGCCUCGUCUCCUGCCAAGAGGCCGCGUCUGAAGUGCCUGAUACAUAUCGUCAAGCAGCUCACAGCCGACCAUGAGGAAUUCUUGACAUCUAUUAUUCCUGAGGUGAUGAUUUGUACCAAAGAAGCAUCUGUGGCAGCGAGGAAGAAUGCGUACACCCUUGUGGCGGAGAUAGGUCAUGCCUUCCUGCGUUUCUUCAGUGAUCCAAAAGAAGCCCUGGAAAGAUACCUAGCGGUUGUCUAUGCUGGAUUGGCUGGUUCCGUCACCAUGAUUACCUGCACAGUCCUCACCCUGACCAGACUCGUAUUCGAAUUUAAAGAUCACACGGGGGUGGCGGUGAUCGAGCAGCUGCUGCAGAACGUCUGCCUCUUGUUAAGUGCUAAAACGAGGGAGGUCGUGAAGGCGGCCCUGGGCUUCAUAAAGGUCAUUAUCUUUACCAUGGAGCUGAAAGUUCUCACCAGGCACCUGCAGAUGAUGAUAGAAGCCAUCGGCAAUAUAAACAAGGACAUGAGGCGCCAUUUCCGCGUGAAACUGAAGAACAUCUUCACAAAGUUCAUCCGCAAGUUUGGGUUUGAGUUGGUGAAGGACAUGCUCCCAGCAGACUAUCACAAGGUCCUCGUCAACAUCCGGAAGGCUGAGGCUAAAAACAAGAAGCAAAAAGCACUAAAACAGGCCGCAUCCAAGGAAGAUGAAGAUGAUGAAGAUGAUGGCGCUAAGCCCAAGGGAAAUGACAUAGAGGACAUCUUGGCAGAUACAGAUGAGGAGGAGGAAGAGGAUAAGAAGCAGACCAAGCAGCAGAAGAAACAAGUCAGGCAGAUGAGCAAGGCCUGGCUCAAGGAAGGAGAAGGAGAUGAGCCGCUAAAUUUUCUCGAUGCGAAUGCUGCUCAGCGCGUACUAGCCACAAAACCAGGUGUGAAGAACAGCAAGAAGAGCCACGACUUCAAAGUCACGUCAGACGGCCGGCUCAUUAUCAAGGACGAUGAAGCUAAAGAGGAGAAGUCAAAAGGCGUGGAUGAGGAGAUGGCAGAUCUCAUGGAAGAAGUUGGGCUUCGAACUAAAAAAGCGCAGAAGAAGAGAUUCCGGGAAGAUAAUGAUGAAGAUGGCGAAACUGCAGAGAAGACGGCACAGUAUAAAGCUGGUGGUAUGGGAAUACACAGACCUCUUUCCAAAAAGCCUGAGUUCGGAAGAGCCUACAAGUCGAAGAAAGGAAAAGGUGACAUAAAACAGAAAGGCAAACACGACCCUUACGCCUACAUACCCCUGAACAAGUCCAAGCUCAACCGCAGGAAAAAGGCAAAGAUGCAGGGUCAGUUUAAAGGUCUGGUAAAAGCAGCACAGAAAGGAGCCCUGAGCGGGAAGAAAAAGAAGAAUGCCAGGAGAUCAUGAGAGCAUCACACCCAUCAUCUCCACAGCGCUGUAUGGACUGUGUGCAAUCGUCUGCCUGGUCUGGUGCCCUGUGUAUGCGCGUUCUGCCCAUGGACAGACAGUUAUGGUUUGAGGUUGACUUGAGCGGUGAUAGUUCCAGAGCAUGAAAGGGACAUCUUCAUCACUGCUGUGAGGAGGAGCAGUGAGGGGAACUUAAGAGCGUUGGCAGAAGUUCCUCCCCUCUGCUCCUUUGCUCUUUGUUUUCAAGGGACACGAUUUCAUGUGGUUCAAUAAGACUGUGCCGUUUGUUGUGCUGAAUAAACCUUGAUCACUAUG